This is a messenger RNA of Hemiscyllium ocellatum (epaulette shark), 3117 nucleotides long. RefSeq names its product CCR4-NOT transcription complex, subunit 7 (gene cnot7). Gene Ontology annotation, cellular component: P-body; CCR4-NOT core complex; CCR4-NOT complex. Bases 212 to 1072 code for a protein of 286 amino acids. Gene Ontology annotation, molecular function: nucleic acid binding; poly(A)-specific ribonuclease activity. The record is from RefSeq and is a predicted model, not a curated record. The transcript is spliced from 7 exons. Lineage: Eukaryota; Metazoa; Chordata; Chondrichthyes; Orectolobiformes; Hemiscylliidae.
GUGGUGGCCGUAAUGGAGGACGCGGGUGGGUUCUUGAGGCACUGAGGAGACUGGCUUAUGCUUUAAUAGUUAAAGAGUCCUCAGAGCCCGCUCACGUCUAACGCAGGUAAAUAGUGAGUGAAGGUCGGGCAGUAAGCUUGGACUUCCUCAUUUACAGCUCAUCCAUAUUUAACGUGCAGUGCUUUGAUGACUGCUAUUUGAAUUUACCAACAUGCCAGCGGCGACAGUAGAUCACAGCCAAAGAAUCUGCGAGGUCUGGGCUUGUAACCUGGAUGAAGAGAUGAAGAGAAUACGUCAAGUAAUUCGUAAAUUCAACUAUGUUGCAAUGGACACGGAAUUUCCAGGUGUUGUAGCACGACCAAUUGGUGAAUUCCGAAGUAAUGCAGACUAUCAGUACCAACUAUUGCGCUGUAAUGUAGAUUUGCUGAAGAUUAUACAGCUGGGGCUGACAUUUGUAAAUGAACAGGGCGAGUACCCUCCAGGCACCUCCACAUGGCAAUUCAACUUCAAAUUUAAUCUUACAGAAGACAUGUAUGCUCAAGACUCAAUAGAACUCCUUACAACUUCUGGCAUCCAGUUUAAAAAACAUGAGGAGGAAGGGAUUGAUACAAUGUACUUUGCAGAAGUUCUAAUGACAUCCGGUGUAGUAUUAUGCGAAGGAGUCAAGUGGCUUUCGUUCCAUAGUGGGUAUGACUUUGGCUACUUGAUCAAAAUACUUACUAAUUCCAACUUGCCUGAAGAAGAACCAGACUUCUUUGAGAUCCUACGAUUGUUCUUCCCUGUAAUUUAUGAUGUGAAAUACCUCAUGAAAAGCUGCAAAAAUCUCAAGGGCGGCUUGCAGGAAGUAGCUGAACAGUUAGAGUUGGAGAGAAUUGGGCCACAACAUCAAGCGGGUUCAGACUCACUCUUAACAGGAAUGGCCUUUUUCAAAAUGCGAGAGAUGUUCUUCGAAGAUCACAUUGAUGAUGCCAAAUAUUGCGGCCACCUGUAUGGUCUUGGCUCAGGUUCAUCCUAUGUUCAGAAUGGUACGGGAAAUGCAUAUGAAGAAGAAGCCAAUAAACAGCAGCCUUGACCGGAAAUGGGGAAAUUAAUUUUUUGGGCCACAUAUACUGGAUCUAAUUUUUAUCUGUGUCUGCGUUCUUUAUGUUCACUAGAUUUGUGCCAACAUCUUGGUCAUUUUGACCUUGGUAAGGAAACUCCAUGAUCAUAUAAUUUGCAGAUUUUCUUUAACAAAGAUUGCUGGAGAAAGUGGGAAAAAUAAUUAUCUGGAUGAAUUUUCAAGCAGUUAUUUUCCCCUCUUCUUCCUAAAAGCAUGCAAUAAGUAUCAACUGGUUAUUUACCAUUCCUAUCUAAUACAUGGCACUUAAAAUAAAAACAGGAAUUUUAGCUAUUCAGGAUUGUGGACCAUCGAAUUUGCACUUUAAAGAGUGACUGGUUCCUCUAUUUUAUGGGAAUUUUGCUGCUUCUUAUUCUCACAAGUGAGAUGAGAAAGCCAGAAACUUGAACUACUUCACACCAUUGAGUUACUGUUUAUGGAUUUUCUGUGCCUGCUGGCUUAGUGUGACAGCAUCUCUGCUACCAGUUUGUGGUAACAAACAAUAUUACCGAAGCUCUUGUAUUUGCUGCAGUUGAAGAAGGAGACCUGUAAGUGUUGCCUUACAAUUUUUCCUUUUGACAUCUAUUUCUUCUGGGAAUGCCUCCCAUACACACGAUUCUAACAUAUCAGAAGUGCAGCUAGCUGAACCAAAACCAGCAUCUCACAUGCUUAGUGCUGCAGCUACUAUGCCUGUUUGUACAUGAACUGCAUUGUUGCAAUGAAAUAGACCUUGAAUGAGUUUAAUUUCAAUUUUAAAAACAUACAGUUUAUACUGAUCACAGCCGUGCACUGAUGUUAUUGGUGCUAGAUUGUGAUGUAAUAUUGUUUAUGACAAUGAGCCUUUUUCAACUGAAGAAUUUUCUGAGAUUUUUAAAACAUCAGCUUUAUUAUAAAGUGUAUAUUUUCAUUCUUAGUGGCAGUAAUUACAACAGUGCAGGAGCAUCUCCGUUAACACCAAAGCUAGGCUUCCUCCAAAAAAAUUUAAAAAGGCAUUGUCCAUUUAUGUAGAAUUUUUAACUUCACUUAGGGUUUUCUUUGAUUAAAUCCUUUUUCAAACAAAAUAUUACAAAAAUGUCAUUUAACUACAUUUUAACCAGUGUUUUUAUUUUCUGACUCACCUUCCUGACUACCUAGUGGAGAACCAAGCUUCAAAUUCUCUCUUGCUCACGGCUGUGUUUGUUCCUGUAGCUCAGAUUGCAGGAAGCACAUUCUCACAAGUGAAAAACAGUUAAUGUUCCUGUUUUGGAACACCACAUUGCUUUGUGGCUUAGCUGAAAACUGAUUUAAAAAAAUAUCAUUCUAAGUUGCUGUCUGCUGAGAUUCAUGCCUUUGAUUUGGAGAGAUAGACAAUUCUUUCUCUACUACAGUGCAAGGGUAGACAUGCAUUUUGAAAAUUGAACUGUAAUGUUGUUAUGGCUUUCAAAGUGGCUGUUAACAUGUACAACCCAGAAUUAAUGACAAUUCACAAAUAACACUUUAGUACUAAUGUUUUACUUAACAUUUUACUUCUGUAGGAUCAAAAAGGUGAAAUUUUAAAAAUCUUUGAAAAGCUAGUCUUGUCUUUUUACAGUAUUGCAAUUCCAUGAGUAGCAUUAAGUAAGGAUAUCAACUGAGUGAUGCUGGUUUUGAUGCAGCAUGACUUGCUAUGCAACCCCUUUAGUACAUCAUAUAUGAGCUGUAAAUACCAUGUGAUAUAUUGAGUCUUAUGCGUUGUAUUCUGCAUGCAUCUAGAGCAGCUGAGCAGGAAGACCCUGUAGUGAAUAGCUGGUACUUGCCUCAAACCAUCAAAUGCAUGUUGCAGAAUUCAGUCUGUCAGUACUAGAUUUCAACGAGCUUAGUGAUAGGUCAAAAUCCCCAGACCAAUGUGACUACGAUGUAAUUAAUGUGUUCUGUUUUUUCAUUAUGUUACAGAACUGUAACUUAAUGGACCUUUUAUAAAACAAUUAUGUGAAGACAAGGUAUUAUUUGUUUUUAAACCUUUUUGUAAAUAAAGGCUUCAGAUUUGUUUCUUUCUUACAUAA